AUGUAUUAAUUAAUAAAAGGAAUAAAUCAUAUACAUUCGUCAGGUUUUAUUCAUCGUGAUUUAAAACCUGCUAAUAUUUUAAUAACAUAAUAAGGAGAGGUAAAAAUUGCUGAUUUUGGUUUAUCUAAAGCUAUAAACAUAAGAUAAAAUAGAAUGACACCUGGAUGGAUAACUUUAUGGUAUAGACCUUUAGAAAUGCUUUUAGGAUAAUAAGAAUAUAGCUAAGUAGUUGAUAUUUGGUCUAUUGGUUGCAUUUUUUCUGAACUUAUAAACUUAGAACCACUUUUUGACUAAGAUAAAAAUUAUGAUAUGAUUGUUUCUAUUAUAGAUAAAAGGGGAUUUCCUAUUGAUUGGGAAGGUAUGAAUAAUUUUAGCAAAAUAGAAAAAUUUAACCAAUGGAAAUAAAAAUAAAAAUAAAGUAUUAAAUUGAUAUCAAGAAAUUUAUGUGAUCAAGGAAACGAUUUAUUAGAUAAAAUGUUAGAUACUAAUCCAAAUAAAAGAAUAACGGCAAGAUAAUGCCUCUAGCAUGUAUUAUAUAAAAUUAUAUAUAAAUUUAUAUAAAAAAAAGCCUUAUUUUUAUGA
Molecule: messenger RNA, 582 nt
Organism: Ichthyophthirius multifiliis
Lineage: Eukaryota; Ciliophora; Oligohymenophorea; Hymenostomatida
Product: protein kinase domain protein
Exons: 3
Biological process (GO): protein phosphorylation
Cellular component (GO): mediator complex; nucleus
Molecular function (GO): ATP binding; RNA polymerase II CTD heptapeptide repeat kinase activity; cyclin-dependent protein serine/threonine kinase activity
Source: RefSeq, a predicted model, not a curated record